Molecule: messenger RNA, 5790 nt
Organism: Rhea pennata
Lineage: Eukaryota; Metazoa; Chordata; Aves; Rheiformes; Rheidae
Product: E3 SUMO-protein ligase ZBED1-like
Exons: 3
Coding region: 868-3135 (755 amino acids)
Biological process (GO): regulation of transcription by RNA polymerase II
Cellular component (GO): nucleus
Molecular function (GO): protein dimerization activity; DNA binding
Source: RefSeq, a predicted model, not a curated record
UAUUCCCCCCCCACCAACUUCGGCACGCGCCGAACGCGUCGCCGGCAGCUUUGCGGGGCUUGGGAGGUGAAGCGCUGAGCGGCGGAGCGGAUCAGCCCGCGGGAUCGUUCCCCGGGCGGGCGCUCGCCCCGCGCUCCCCGCGCAGCGUCUGCCCGCGGCCGGCUGCAGGUUUUACGCGCGCCCAGCGGGGCUGUUCCCGUCGCCGGCCGGCUCUGCCCUCAGCCGCGCGACGCGGCUCCCCGCGGCAGCUCUUCCCCUCUUCCGAGCGCUUCGUAGACGCGAACAAAGCCGCCGCCGCCGCGGGAAUCGACGACACGGCGCUCCCACGCGAGCUAAGCUGGGAUUUAAUUUCAAGGACGGCCUCCCGACGAGCGCGCGGAGGCAGGCGCGAUCCGAGCAGAAACCCCUUUGCGGCCCGAAAAGCGACGUCUCUGCUUUGCACCUCUCGCUGCGGAGCGGCGCGACCGCGCUAGCGCAGGUUUUUCCGCGUGUCUGCUGCCGGAGGAGCGGUUCCUUCCAGAGGUAAAAUCCAGAACAGGGUCCCCAGCCACCCGAGGAACGCGCCGUCGCUGCACGUGCAGCUGUCCAGCCCGCCUGCAGAAGUGCCCACCGCGGCUUUUUUUUUUUAAAAAAAAACAAUACACGAAAUAACCCGUUCCUUCUUUACUCGGACGCACGCCUGAGCAGUGCACACACCUACGGCUCCCGCUGCCUUCAAGGGCUCCCGCUCUCGAGGUCCGGUGCCAGGCAGCCCCUGCCCUCCGCACCACGCGCCGCGGCGUGCACGGUGCUCCCAGCUCAUCGGAGAGCUGCCGCGAGCGUCUCCGCCCGCCUCUCCACCCGGACAAAGAGGGGAGGGGCUUCUGGAUGACAGGAUUGAAUAGCCACCACCGUUAUUCUAACAACCCUUAUUUCCCCCCCCUCCAAACUCUUGCAAAGAACGAAAUGGCAGAUGUAAACUCCACGAGAGUAUCUCAGUUCUUGCAGAAAUGUGUUAAGCCAGAGGACAACGGAGGAGACCCGCAGCCGAAAGAGGAGGUAACAGAGGAACAGCCUCUUCCCGUCAUCACUCAGUCCUACCCUCAGACAGUGCAAGAGGAGAUAUCCGUGGUCUUCAACACGUACAACAUGGCAGCCAACCUCGGGCCAGCCGCCAGGAGGAAGAGGGAGAAAGGCACCAAUCCCGACGGCACAAGCGCCUCUCUCUACGUCGACCGCCGCAAGUCCAAGGUGUGGAAUUACUACACGAAGCUCGGAGACGCCUACGUCGAGUGCAACGUCUGCAAGAAGCAGCUCUCCUUCCACAACAGCACCACCACGAUGCGGGAGCACCUGGUGAGGAAGCACAGCAUCCGCGACACCUUGCUCUCGCAGCUCAAAGACGAUCAGACUUCCGAGCCCGACUACGCGGCUCAGGAGAACGUUGUGAAGCGGUCCAGGCAGAUGACACCAGAAAACGCUCUGUACCACGCCGCGUCCUGCUCAGAACCGAGGACGGACGUGAUUCUGGAGCUGGUGCUCGAGAUGAUAUUCCGCGACCUGCACCCUCUUUCCAUGGUAAAAGACAAAGGUUUUGGGCUCCUCAUUGGGUACCUAGAACCUAGUUUUACUCUCCCAUCACCCGUGCAGCUCUCCAGCAUGUUGUGGCACAGGUACAACGUGGUCAAGCAGCACCUAGAGCACUAUCUGCAAACGGCUCAGACCAUCGUCAUCUGCGUGGAGUUCUGGGUUUCCCAGCUCAGUCAGACGUACUUGACAAUCAUGGCCAACUUCAUCGACGGGGAAUGGCGCCGGGCAAGGUGCGUUAUGGAAACGCAGCAAGUGCACGAAAACAAAGCCGAGGGCAAUUUAGGAGAGAAGCUGUUUGCUGUCCUGUCCGAGUUUGGCCUGUCCAACAAGUCUGUUUUCUGUGUAAUGCACGACAGCCUGCGGAACACAGCAGCGAAUUCACAGCAGCUGAAAAACGCGUAUGGCUGGACCAGCCUGUGCUGCGCUGCUCACACCCUCCAUCUCUGCAUCAAAGCCGGGCUGGAAGUUGAGCAGGUACAAGAGGCUCUGAGCACUGCUCGGGGCAUUGUGAGAUAUUUUCAGCAGGAUGCAAAAGCCACCUGCUCUUUGAACAGCAAGCUAGAAGCCAUCAACAAAACCAAGCUGAAGCUGGUGAUGGACGUGGGGUCUCGCUGGAUAACGACGAUUGAGAUGUGCGAGAGUCUCCUGGACCUCAAGUGGGCCAUCAUGUCCGUCUUGGAGGAACACCCCAAAGGCACAGCAGCCGUUCAGAACUUGGCUGACCACCAGUGGAAGCUCUUGCAGGACCUGGUACCAGUCAUGAGGACAAUUAAGAUUGCUACCUCGUUCUUGCGCGAGGAGCAGAACGUAUCCAUAUCGUCUCUGAUGCCUUGCAUUCACGGGAUCGUCGCUGCCAUCGGGCAGCAGUCGGAAGAGGCCAGCAGCGUCAUCAAGACGGUUGUAGGCAACAUAAGGUCAGAGCUGACACGCCGCUGGGGCAUAUCGGAGGAUGAGAAAGUGCUGGAAAGCCCAGCAGUUAUCGCCUCCUUUUUAGACCCGCGUUUCAAAGAGAUGAGGUUUUUGAGCCCCACCCUGAGAAGUGAGCUACAUAAAAGAGUCAAAAAUAUGCUGUCACAGGUUUUCAAUCACCAGUCUCCAUCUGCUACCCAUUUUUGGACGCCGAACUCCGAUUACAAAGCAGAGGGUGGAGAAACAGCUAGCCAGCUGUCUGCUCAUAAGGACAGAUGCCCAAGCACCCCGUCGCAGAGCAUGUACGACAUCCUUUUGGGGAAGGACCCAACAGAGAGCAUGCCCGAGAUCCACCAGCAAUUGGAAAACUACAUCGUAGAGCCCCUCUGCAAACGCAGCACCAACCCCCUGGACUGGUGGAAAAGCAACGAGCACCGCUUCCCGGCCGUGGCCCGGCUGAGCAGGCAGUACCUCGCUGUCCCAGCGACGGCUGUGUUGCCUGACCAGGCUUUCGCCGCCAGCGAGAGCACCCUGGAACAUCGACGGGCGGUCCUGGCGCCUGAGAACCUGGACCAAAUUCUAUUCUUGCACCAAAACUUUGACUUUUUAGAAUCAAUGAGAAACAGUAACGAGACUCGUAACAGAAGUCUGCACUAACACGCCCGGAGAAGAGUAUGCGGAGGAGCUCCUCCACCAGCCAUCAGGUGUUUACUCGAUGUGUCAGGCUUUCAGACGCUCAGGCGUCGGUCCAGCAACCCCACUGCAGUUAUCCCUCCGCGUCAGUGGGAGCCGGUGCCGAACCCUCUUCCCAAUUCCUGCCUACACGUUUUUGUAAUCACUCUGCAAUAUUCACAGCGAAGAGCGAGCUCAGGAGGAGGUGUAAACACCCCCCAUGCCAGGAGGUGCUUUCUUGUCCGCUGCGGGGCCUACAGCCCCUGACAUUUUGCUCAGGCCCAAAGCAUUUGCUCUGCGCUCGAGACCUACGUUGGAUCCAUCCAGGGGACACACCAGAGCCUGGGCCAGGAUGAAAGCACCGAACGCGUUCAAGGGCUCCUCUAAACAGCUUCACAGACUCAGGCCUAGUCCACGCCUGAGUGCGUUUUCGCAUGUGAGCAGCACCGCCUGCGGGCGAGCCUGGAGUUAAGAACAGGCUGAGACACGCACUGAGCCGCCGCUACAAAUACACACCUCGUGAUGUCUGCCUCCCGCGGAUACACAGCACGGGUGUGCCAGCAAUAUUAAUGCAUCCACAAACACCGUGUUAAUUAACCGCAUUAUAUUGCUUUCCGAUACCCGCAGAAGGACGGAAGCCCAGGGGACACUCAGGCGUUGUGGACCUGACUUCACCUGGGACAGCGCGUUCGGGGACGCCCUGCGACGAAGGGCUGGCCGAAGCGAACACCCAGGGAUAGCUACGGCGUCCCGUCCUUCCUGCUGGCAACGAACACGAAGAAACCUACAAGUUACAUCAACUUAAACUUGAAAUCACCUCUGAAUUUUCCUCUGGGAUAUGCUAAUAAAUUAUAAUUGUAGGAACCCUUUAUAAAGCAGAGGUCAGUAUGUUAAUAUAUGUAUAGAAUUAAGAUUAUUCAGUGCUACAUCAUCACGCACUUUUUUUUUAAUGAAGCAGCCUGCUGUUUACUGUUUUGCAAUUUUAUUUCUGCUAAAUUAAAGUUUUCAGUCCUCAAAACUACCUUCCUGUCUGCUGGCAGGGUUGCUGAUGACUCAAGCAAAGCAGCUCUAGAAGAAUGCUGUCCACCUUGGCUGCUUUUAGCAUCCCGCAGCAGACCGCUACCCUGGGAAGGUAACACCAGCCUGCACAUACGUCGCAUACUACCUGUAGUUUAUACAGUAAACGUUCAAGUAGCACAUGAAGGCCUUUCUCAGGGGCAGGAGCAGCUGAAACUUUUCCCGCAGUUCCUCCCAAACAGUAAAAGUCUUGGCCAAACCAUUGUGCUUACGCACGUGAAAGCCUGCACCGGGUUAACAACAAAGUUCCUUUUUCAGUCAGCAUUGAAAUUUCUGUGAACAGAAGCAGCCCAAGUAAGUGGUGGACUUCCUGACAAACAGCACACCAAGACAAAGAAAAUCCCUGCCAGUGAUUUGUUCGAGCCCCAUCUUCAUUUUCAGAAGGCAACUUGGUUUCCUUUGAAAUCAUAAGGGCUAGAAAAAAAAAGAUUCUUUGACUAUAUUUUCCCUAUUAAAUACAGGAACGUAACUUAUGAGAAGAGAAGGAAAAGAGUUUGGACCCACUCUGCAAAGCCCCUUUCUGCUUUGGGAGAAUAAAUCUACCAAGGCCCAGACCUGAACAUUGCUCCUUCAAUGAGAGAAUGGAGCUGGGACUAGGACUGGAAUAAAGAUUUGUUUGGAGUGAAUAUCAGUGUUCAGCCUUGCAAAAAUUAGAACAAAACAAAGCCAUAAAAGUCUUAUGGCCUGGCAGCCUUUUAUCCCUCCUGGUGGAGAAAAAAACCCUUAAUUAUAUUUUCUUUGUGGAACUCAUCAAAACCUCAAUUUUAACUACCAAAGCAGUUUAGCAAGGCUGUGUUAUUUAUGCAAACAAAAUAAUAGACACAUUUGUGCAAUAACACAGAACUAGAUAUGGUGCUUUAAAUACUAACACUGAAUCUGCUAGAUAACUAAGAAGAUUUUUGACAGAUCAAACAUGUUUAACCACGUUCCGGUUCUUAUACCAUGUUUAUGAUGCCUGAGCACUUUCCAGCGAGAGAACAAAUAGAACAAUGUGUCACAUGCAACUUCUGCUCCAUCCCUCACCCUACUGGGAACACCACGACAGAAACGCCAAUAAACUGUGUGCUGUAUUACGUAAUAGCAAGAUGAAAGAAAUGACGUUUGCAUUUGGAUUGGAAAGCGAAGACUGAAGUAACUAUGAGGUAAUGGGAAACUACAGUCUUGAAUCAGUCCCAAGGCUCAACUGGUCUGUGGUCUCAAGUCUGCAGAACUUUAACUGUCAAAAUCAUUUCAAGAUCUGUCUUUACAUCCACCUGCCACCUGACUGAGGGGAACGGCACCCACUGAAGCACGUGCUCAGCUACUUCUUUCAAGACUAACGUUGACGUAGCAUGCAGCAUUCAGACCACCAACCAAGUAUAACAAGUCUUGCUUUAAUUAUUUAUCAUAUAACCAGCAAAGCAGUCCAAGAACUUUUACAUCAAGAACCCAAUUUAAUAAGCUAUGUAGAAAGCACAUUAAAAAAAAAACAUGGAUCAGAAGAGUGUUAUUGUCUAAAUCUGAAAUGCUGUGCAUGACUAUCACUUUAUGGCAAAACAAGAUAUUAAAUACAAUGACAAUUUC